Messenger RNA from Durusdinium trenchii, 1997 nucleotides. The record is from the annotation of a GenBank genome assembly. Lineage: Eukaryota; Dinophyceae; Suessiales; Symbiodiniaceae.
GGGAACAAGAUGGAGCAGAACAAACGGGUGUCCUUCUCAGAGGAUCCAAAGAAGUCCGUGAAGGCAUCCAAGGGCCCUGGAGAAAAGUGGAAAGUUGGCCCAAACUAUGAAGUGAAGCAGCUCAUCGGGACGGGCUCCUAUGGGAGCGUUUGUGAAGCCUUUGACACCUCUAAGAAGUGUCUGGUUGCUGUGAAGCGCAUUGGGCACAUGUUCGAGGAUUUGGUGGAUUGCAAGCGCAUUCUGCGAGAAAUUGCAAUCCUCUCGAAGCUCAAACAUGAGUAUAUCGUCCGACUUUACGACAUUGUUGCACCUGUCAACAUGGCCAAAUUCGACGAGCUUUACCUUGUCAUGGAAAUCUGUGACUCUGAUUUGAAAAAGCUUUGUCGGACAGAUGUGAGCUUGACCCCACUACACAUCAACACCCUCCUCUACAACUUGCUGGUCGGAAUGAAGUAUUUGCACUCGGCGGGGAUCUACCAUCGAGACCUCAAGCCGGCCAACUGCCUGGUGAACCAGGACUGCUCAAUCAAGAUCUGUGACUUUGGAUUGUCACGAGCAAUUGGUGAGCAGCAUGUAGCGGAGGAGCCUGGAGAGGAAAAGAACACACAGAAGCUGAAGAGGUUUUUGACUGGACACGUGGUGACACGAUGGUACCGCGCGCCAGAGCUCAUUUUGUUGCAGGAAAACUACACCGAGGCGAUCGAUGUUUGGUCUGUGGGCUGUAUCUAUGCAGAGUUGCUGGGCAUGUUGGAAGGAAACAAGAUGGAGGACAGGGGACCUUUGUUCCCGGGUUCUUCCUGUUUUCCGCUGUCACCAGAUCACAAGCACAAGACAGACUACCGAUACCACACCAGAGGGAAGCAUGAUCAAUUAAAUAUGAUCUUCAACCUAUUGGGCACGCCAACAGAGGCAGAUAUCAACCUCCUUGAGAGGGAUGAUGCCCGGAGGUACAUCAGAUGUUUUGCCGCCCGAGAUGGUGACGGUAUCAAGUCCAAGUUCCCCUGCGUUGACGACGAUUGCGUGGACAUCUUGGACAAGAUGCUUCGUUUCAAUCCUUCUUUACGCAUCAGCGUGGCAGAGGCACUGGAGCACCCACUCUUUGAAGCCUCGAUCAGAGACAAGUCCAAGGAGGUCACUGCCACGGAGCACGUAUCUCUUGACUUUGAGAAAGAGCCGGAUCUCGAUGAGGCAUUGCUUCGGAAAUAUUUCUGCAAAGAGGUUCAAAAGUUUCAUCCAGAAGUCCUCGAGCCUUGACCGUUGUGGCCAGCUGCCUCCUUUGAAUCCAGACCAAUGCUUAGAAGUCCGGAGCUAGCAGAUAGCUGUACAGAAGGAGACCAAGACUUCCUUCCGCAGCAGUGAAAAGGUUUAUGUUGGAGUUCAUUUAGAAUGAACUCAAAGACAGUUCAAGUUCAGGUCUAGCUGUCUCGUACUAUUUGCUCGUCAGGCUCGUCACUUGGGUCGCUUGGUUGAUGUUUGAUCGAAUCUGCUCGCUCGUCAAGUGUGCUUACGGCAUAGCUCAGCAGCUCGUUGCCCGCGGCAGAAUUUGUUGGGCGACGGCUGCUCAGCGCCAAUCAGGCCCAACUCCCUUUGAGGAGGCUAGGUCCAAUGGCGCAAGUGGACCACUGAGUUCCAUGAUUGUGUAGAGCAUUACAGAAGAUGCCGAGGUUUUUUGUUUGCUGACAAUAGGUGCUCCCAACGGUUCACUUGCGAAGCUUUCUUCUAAUUCCACAUUGAAAUCGGAUAGUCUUGCAAAGGAGGACCUUCUUUAGAACAAGCAGUUUGCUGCUCGGCCAGUGCAGCAGGCCGUUUUCUGUGGGCCGCACAGCUUUGCCCCCAAGUUAGCAGUCGCUGCCUUGAGUGGUGCCUGAAGAAGGGCACCUGAAGCGCACGGUGACCAGUUUGAGGCGUCAGCCUCCGGCGUCAGCUUCCGGUCACCUGAUUAUUUCAAGGGCAAAAGCCUCCUAUGAUUUCGACGACGACACCUCCAAAGAAACGAU